Messenger RNA from Arabidopsis arenosa, 3783 nucleotides. The record is from the annotation of a GenBank genome assembly. Lineage: Eukaryota; Viridiplantae; Streptophyta; Magnoliopsida; Brassicales; Brassicaceae.
UGAAUCAUCAUCAUCACGGCGAAGUCAUCUUCUUCGCUUUUAAACCCUAAUUUUGAGGGAUCCUCUGCAGUCUCAAAGUCUGCAUACCAUGGUUGAAGGAAACGGUUUCUUGGUGAGCUCGGUUACUGAGCUUCACCGGAAAGAGAAACAGAAGAAGAAAGGCAAAUCUGGAGGUUUUGAGUCGCUAAACCUCGGUCCUAAUGUCUUCAAUGCAAUCAAGAAAAAGGGUUACAAAGUUCCUACACCAAUCCAGAGGAAGACGAUGCCGCUUAUUCUCUCAGGCGUCGAUGUUGUCGCUAUGGCUCGAACCGGUUCCGGUAAAACCGCAGCUUUUCUCAUCCCUAUGCUUGAGAAGCUCAAACAACACGUUCCUCAGGGAGGUGUUAGAGCACUCAUAUUGUCUCCUACUCGUGAUUUAGCUGAGCAGACUCUGAAGUUCACCAAGGAACUCGGCAAAUUCACAGAUCUUCGUGUAUCCUUACUGGUUGGUGGAGAUAGUAUGGAAGACCAGUUUGAAGAGUUAACAAAGGGACCUGAUGUGAUUAUUGCAACUCCUGGGAGACUUAUGCAUCUUUUGUCUGAGGUUGAUGAUAUGACACUUAGGACCGUUGAGUAUGUGGUUUUCGAUGAGGCAGAUAGUCUCUUUGGAAUGGGUUUUGCUGAACAGUUACAUCAGAUUCUUACUCAGUUAAGUGAGAAUAGGCAGACUUUGCUUUUUAGUGCCACUUUACCAAGUGCCCUUGCUGAAUUUGCUAAGGCUGGUUUGCGUGAGCCUCAGCUUGUUCGUUUAGAUGUCGAGAACAAGAUAAGCCCGGAUUUGAGACUUUCGUUUUUGACUGUACGACCGGAAGAGAAGUAUGCUGCGUUGCUGUACUUGGUAAGGGAGCAUAUAAGUUCAGAUCAACAGACCUUGAUCUUUGUUUCGACAAAGCAUCAUGUGGAAUUUGUCAACUCAUUGUUUAAGUUGGAAAAUAUUGAGCCAUCUGUUUGUUAUGGUGAUAUGGAUCAAGAUGCGCGUAAGAUUCAUGUAUCAAGGUUCAGAGCGAGGAAGACUAUGUUGUUGAUUGUGACAGAUAUUGCUGCUAGGGGUAUUGACAUACCAUUGCUUGAUAAUGUUAUAAACUGGGAUUUCCCUCCGAGACCAAAAAUUUUUGUUCAUCGUGUGGGAAGAGCUGCCAGGGCUGGUCGUACAGGUUCUGCAUAUUCCUUUGUUACACCUGAGGAUAUGCCAUAUAUGUUGGAUCUUCAUCUGUUCCUCUCAAAACCGGUCAGGCCAGCACCCACUGAGGAUGAGGUCUUGAAGAACAUGGAAGAAGUAAUGACCAAAACUAGUCAAGCAAUUGAUAGUGGAGUAACCGUCUAUGGUCGUUUCCCACAGAAAACCAUUGAUCUUAUCUUUAACAGAACCCGAGAAAUGAUUGAUUCAUCUGCAGAAUUAGAUUCCCUUGAAAGAACAUCCACAAAAGCUUUCCGCUUGUAUUCAAAAACAAAACCAGCACCUUCAAAAGAGUCCAUUAGGAGAGCAAAGGAUUUACCCCGAGAAGGCUUGCAUCCCAUCUUCAGAAGCAUUAUUGAAACUGGGGAAUUAGAGGCUAUGUCGUUUUUCCAGAAAAUUAAAAAUUUCAGACCCAAGCAGACCAUACUUGAAGCAGAAGGUGAAGUUGCCAAAUCCAAACAUGUGAAGGGUCCCGCUGGCCAAUGGGUUGAUGUGAUGAAGAAGAAAAGAGCCAUUCAUGAGGAGAUCAUCAAUACAAGACAUCAGCAGAAUCAGAAGAGCUCCAAUAAUCAUUUGGAGAUGGAAGCUGAACCUACAACUUCUUUUGAUGAGGGCACAAUAGAGGGAAGCAAAGUAAGCGGUAAGAAAAGAAAGGCACAAGAAAGUUUCAAGGACGAUGAUUUCUAUAUCAGCUCCAUACCUGUAAAUCAUCAUUCAGAGGCAGGGCUGUCUCUGAGGGGUAACGAAGGGUUUGGAUCGAAUAGGUUGGACGCUGCUGUUCUAGAUCUAGUUGCAGAUGAUGGGCAAGGGAUAAAGCAGCAACAAUCAAAUUAUCACUGGGACAAGAAAAGUAAGAAGUACAUCAAGUUGAACAAUGGAGAUCGAGUAACAGCCAGUGGAAAGAUAAAGACAGAGAGUGGAGCUAAAGUGAAAGCAAACAAGACAGGGAUAUACAAGAGAUGGCAAGAGAGGUCUCACAAGAAAGUAUUCAGCCGAGACGGCGGUGAUGCAGAGGAAACCACACGAAUGUCAGGUAGAGGAGGCCGAGGUGGGAAGAGAUGGCAAGGAUCAGUGCCUAACGCGCAUGUGCGUUCAGAGAUCAAAGAUCUGGAGCAGGUGCGUAAGGAGAGACAGCAAAAGGCAAACAAAGUGUCUUAUCUGCAGAGCAAGAGAGGCGGAAGAGGUGGAACCAGGGGAGGCCGUGGUGGCAGAAGGGAAUUUGGUGGUGGAGGUGGAAGGGAAUUUGGUAGUAGCAGCGAUAGAGGUGGGAGAAGUGGUGGGAGGGAUUUCGGUGGUCGUCGUGGUGGUAGUAGCACUAGUAAGAGAGGAGGAGGAAGAGGAAGAGGAAGUGGAGGGUUCUAUGGUGUAGUGGUUAGCACUCUGGACUUUGAAUCCAGCGACCUGGGUUCGACUCCCGUCUACUAUGAUGUUCUUGGUGUCAAUCCCUCUGCUUCUGAGGAAGAGAUUCGCAAGGCUUAUUACGUCAAGGCAAGACAAGUUCAUCCUGAUAAGAAUCAAGGUGAUCCUCUAGCUGCUGAAAAGUUUCAGGUUCUUGGUGAAGCUUACCAGGUUCUAAGUGAUCCUGUUCAUCGUGAAGCGUAUGAUCGGACUGGAAAAUUCUCAGCUCCCAAAGAAACGAUGGUUGAUCCAACGGCUGUUUUCGCUCUUCUUUUCGGAAGUGAACUAUUUGAGGAUUAUAUCGGUCACUUAGCUGCUGUUCAGAAAGAAAGAGAAGAAAACCUUGCAAGGUUUCUCAAAGAUUUUCUGAGUCAAUAUGUCCAUGGAGACAAAGAAGGAUUCAUACACCGCGCAGAAUCUGAAGCCAAGAGACUAUCAGAUGCAGCUUUUGGAGCGGAUAUGUUGCAUACAAUUGGAUAUGUAUACACAAGACAAGCAGCUCAAGAACUUGGGAAAAGAGCUCUUUACUUAGGAGUUCCAUUUGUAGCUGAAUGGGUAAGGAACAAAGGGCAUUCUUGGAAGUCACAGAUUAGUGCAGCCAAAGGAGCUUUUCAGUUACUUCAGCUGCAAGAAGAGAGUAACCGGCGAUUAAAGAAAGAUGGGGCUAGUCCAGCGAAUGAGUUAGAGUCUCAUAUUCAGACCAACAAAGAAACACUGAUGGGGUCUUUGUGGAAACUUAAUGUUGUCGACAUUGAAGUGACUUUGUUACAUGUGUGUCAGAUGGUCUUGCGCGAAAACAACUUGAGAAAGGAUGAGCUCAAAUCUAGAGCAAUGGCUCUCAAGAUUCUUGGGAAGAUUUUCCAGCAAGAAAAGCAAUCGAGGAACGGUGCAACAUCAAGAAAAGAAGUUGAAGACAGCGAUGACGAUGAUGACAGUAGCAGCGAUGACGAUUCUUCACAACCACUUUCAUACAGAACUCCUCUGCUCACUCAGGGGAUUGGUAGACUUUUCAGAUGUCUCUGCAAUCCAGCAUUCGAUGUAGACGAUGAUGAAAUUGUAUACAAAGGCAAAUGAUCAAUACCACACUCACAUUGCAAUUGAUGGGUCUCACAUGUGAAUGUGAUGCAGCUUCUUAAGUUAUUAAUUCUUUAUAAAUAUUUGUAAUGAUG